Molecule: messenger RNA, 1502 nt
Organism: Frankliniella occidentalis (western flower thrips)
Lineage: Eukaryota; Metazoa; Arthropoda; Insecta; Thysanoptera; Thripidae
Exons: 5
Coding region: 131-856 (241 amino acids)
Source: RefSeq, a predicted model, not a curated record
UAAACGCGUCCCGCGCCAUCCUCGCGUCCAGUCGCACGCCCGGAGCACGCCGAGCACUCCCCCAGCACACCCCGAGCGAGCACUCCCUGAGCACACCCCGAGCACACCACCAGCGUUUCCAAGGGCCAGCAUGGCCACGUGCAAGGUGUUGGUGUGUGCGCUGGUGACCCUGGCGGGGCUGGCGGGGCCGGUGGUGCUGGCGGGACCCGUCGCGCACCGCGUCAGGAGAAGUGGUUUUGGAGGACUCGGAGGCGGUGGCGGAGGAUUUGACUUGAGCAGCCUCAAGAGUAGUUUCGGAUCGCUAGGCGGAGGUGGCGGCGGCGGAGGGGGAGGCGGGGGCUUCAACCUGGGGAGUCUCACCAGUGGUCUCGGCGGCAAGGGAGGAGGGGGAGGCUUCAACCUAGGAAGUCUCACCAGUGGACUGAGCCGCGGGGGUGGCGGUGGCGGCUUUAACCUGAACAGCCUCAAGAGCAGCUUCGGCGGCGGCGGCCGCAGCGGGGGUGGUGGAGGCGGCGGCUUCAACCUCGGCAGCCUCGGCAACAGCUUCAACCUCAACAGCCUCAAGAGCAGCUUCGGCGGCGGCGGCCGCAGCGGGGGUGGUGGAGGCGGCGGCUUCAACCUCGGCAACCUCGGCAGUGGCUUCAACCUCAACAGCCUCAAGAGUAGUCUCGGCGGGCUCGGCGGCGGCGGCGGCGGUGGCAGUGGGGGUGGCUUCAACCUCAGUAGUCUCAAGGGAGGGCUUGGCGGAGGUGGAGGUGGAGGCGGUUCUGGCUUCAACUUAGGUAGUCUUAGUAGUCUUAAGAGUGGCCUGGGUGGUGGGGGAGGCGGUUUCAACUUGGGUAGUUUCAAAGGCUGAUAGACAUAUCAAAAUGACGAUGUUUAAAAUGAUAUCCUAUCCACCGUCCGGGACGGGAGCUGCAGGGUGACCUUUGCCCUCCCCUGCCUCCCUGAAACCCCAAAGAAAAAACAAACUAUGAACUACUUUUUCCAACCGAACGCGUGACAUCGAGGCGCCCACGGUAGCCUCCGGUCGCUGAAUGGACCCGCGUGAGUGAGUGAGUGAAUGAAUGAACGGCAGGCUUACGUCACGACACACACCGCAUCGCCACUCCACGCCACGCCACGCCACACACUGCCAGCAACGCCAGCUCCAGGGAGGCGCGCACGGCGCACAGCACGGCCGCAUGCCCCAGCCCCAGCCUCCGGGCGACGCGCCGGGGCAAAGGGGGAGGUCAAGGCCUGCAUGGGGCUGUGAGGAGGCUCGGCCCUCGGCUCUGCUCGGGGGAGGGAGGGAGAGAUGCGCUGGCGAUGCAUCAAGUCCUGCCUCCCCUUGGCCCGCUUCGCGCAGGUUCGCGGCGUCUCGGGACGGGAUGCGGGAUACCGCGUACACGAGGUCUCCACGAAGCCCUUAUCUUGUACAAAUGAUGAUGUCCUCUGCAUAUAUGACAUAAGUGUAGUACAAAUGUACAAUUUUUUCAAUAAAAAUGUAAACUAGUACUUUA